AUGUCGUCCCCCAGCAACGAAGCCCCCACUCCCACCCCCGCAGGCACUGUUGCCGUGCCAGACGCCCAAUACGUCCCGCGUCCCGGGGACGAGAACGGCGAGAUUCCCGCGAAGGAACUGGUCGACGAGAAGAAAGCCGAGACUGUUGAGCUUCCGCUUACGCGCGACGACAAGGAAGCAAUCGACACCUCGAACAUCAUCGGCGAGCGCACGCGCCAUGCUAGGCCCCUGAGCGGGACGUACGAGAUGCCGGGUGAUGAGGAGGGGUUGCCUGCUGCGGAGUUUGUGGAGGUGAACGGCUCUGGCGCUGUGGAUGGGAAUCGGGAUGAAGACGUGAGCGUGGAUGGGGAGGUGGAUAUGGUUGAGACAGGGGAAAUGAAUAAGGAGGUCGAUGGGGAAGUGGGGAAAGAUGAAAAUUCGAGGGAGGUGAGUGGGAAUCUAGACGAGGAGCUUGAUGGGGAGGUAGACGGGGAGACGGAUGUGGGUUUGGUGACUAUCAAGUGA
This is a messenger RNA of Annulohypoxylon truncatum, 504 nucleotides long. RefSeq lists its product as uncharacterized. The transcript is spliced from 2 exons. The coding region runs from base 1 to 504 and encodes 167 amino acids. Lineage: Eukaryota; Fungi; Ascomycota; Sordariomycetes; Xylariales; Hypoxylaceae. The record is from RefSeq and is a predicted model, not a curated record.